GGCUCUCUCAGCCUCUUACUGCCAUGUCCGUCUAUCCUGUUCUUCCUUCCAGGCCCCUAUUGCCUCACAUCCAAAUGGUCUGCCGGAAGUGCAGCGCACAUCUUGAAUUUCCUGUCCCUACCCCUCAGCCACGACCAGGAAUCCUUCUACAGAUCCGAUGUUUUUCAUGUCAAACGAUACUAUCCUAUGUAUUCUACCCCACUCAAGCAGCCCUGAAUACCCCGCCAUCAACCACUAACUCUAGACCCUCAUCUACCCAACCUUCCGCUAGGAAAGGCAGAAAAAUUGGAACCCAGGAACGCCCGUUAGAAACCGGAUAUUAUGAUACAUUGGGUGUCGCGGUGACUGCUACGACGGAUGAUAUCAAGAAAGCUUAUCGACGUCUUGCUAUCAAGCAUCAUCCCGACAAGAACCCAGAUGAUCCUAAUGCCGAGGAGCGUUUUAAACAAAUUGCUAUUGCCUAUCAAACCCUUUCUGACGAUCAAUUGCGGAAAAAGUACAACGAGUUCGGUCCGAAGGAGAGUGCUCCAGAGGGAGGCUACGUCGACCCAGAAGAGGUGUUCGGCGCUAUAUUUGGCGGUGAUCGCUUCACCCCGAUUAUUGGCCAAAUCAGUCUGGCCAGAGAUAUGAAGACCGCGUUGCAGGAAGCAGAAGAAGCGGAAGGAAAUGAAUUAAAGGACUCCAAAGGGAGGCCAAUAUUGAGUGAGGAAGAAAAGGCGAAGAAGGAAGCGAGGGAUAAAAAGAAGGCUUCAGAGAAAGCAGCACAGAGAGCGGAACGGGUCCAGAAGUUGGUCGAAAACCUGGAGCGCAAGUUGGCCAUCUUCACAGAAUCUGCUACUGGCCCCAAUGACACCGAUGUCACGCGAAGCUGGCGGACAAUCUGCCAACUCGAGGCCGAAGAGCUCAAAGGAGAAUCCUACGGCGUCGAGCUUCUUCAAGCUAUCGGAUUUGUUUAUGCGUCCAAGGCAAAACAUCAUUUGGCAACCAAUCAAACUUUUCUUGGCGUCGGUGGAUGGCUGCAUAAUGUUCAAGGAAAAUACCAUGUAUUCAGCGAGACUGUAUCUACGCUUCGCUCCGCGAUAGAGCUCAAGACCGUCUUCGACCAAAUACAAGCCGCCGAAAAGGCGGGAAAUUUAAGCGUGGAAGAGAAGCGGAAGCUGGAGGAACAGGCCGCGGAGAAAGGGCUGCAGGCUCUGUUCAAGGGCACGAAACUCGAAAUUGAGUCGGUCCUUCGGGAAACAUGUGAUCGCGUCUUGGAAGAUCCCAACAUCUCACAGGACAAGGCGCAAAUGCGUGCCGUUGCGAUGCAGAUCCUCGGAGAGGUGUAUAUGUCGGUGAGGAAGGAGAAUGGACAAGGUCAGCUGGACGAGGGUGAGUACGUAAGGGUCGAUACAAAAAGCAGUCGAGCCAGAGAAGGACGAUGAGUCGGAUGACAGACGAUGUUGCAUCUCGUAUUCCAUGCAUACAAUCAUUGUAAUUCUAGUCACGUCAGGCCCCAGGUAGUGUAUAGUGUAUAGUAGCAUUCAGGUAUCGUAGAUUCAAUAUAUCUUGUUGCGCACAGCUAAA
This is a messenger RNA of Guyanagaster necrorhizus, 1566 nucleotides long. Its product is annotated as DnaJ-domain-containing protein. The transcript has 6 exons. Bases 24 to 1424 code for a protein of 466 amino acids. Lineage: Eukaryota; Fungi; Basidiomycota; Agaricomycetes; Agaricales; Physalacriaceae. The record is from RefSeq and is a predicted model, not a curated record.